Linum tenue is the source of this 2426-nucleotide messenger RNA. NCBI's taxonomy places the organism in Eukaryota, Viridiplantae, Streptophyta, Magnoliopsida, Malpighiales, Linaceae. The record is from the annotation of a GenBank genome assembly.
AACCCUAUGCACCAUACCCGGAUGAAUUGAGAUUGUUAAAAUGCGGAUCAUGUUCAAGGAAAGAAAAAGUAACCAACAGGCAACAGCCAUUGAUCAAUGCGACGAUAAAUUCCCCUCUCCUCUCUUCUUCCAGUUCCAUUUACCACCCAGAUGACAGAGGCUACUUCUUCAGCCACGCAACACAACGACAACGACGGGGAAUCCAACCCGUACCCGGCCCACUGGGGUCCGACGGCCUGGACCCUGCUCGCCGAUCUCCGGCAGCGCUGCCCUCUGGUCCAGUGCCUCACCAAUUUCGUCUCCAUGGACAUGGCCGCCAACACCCUCAUCGCCGCCGGCGCGUCCCCGGCAAUGAUCCACUCGCUGGGAGAGAUCCCUGACUUCACCCCUCAGACCCACGCGCUCUGCGUCAAUGUGGGCACACUCUCCCCCUCCUGGGUUCCUGCCAUGAAAGCCGCUGCAGAGCUGAUGAUUAAGUUGGGGAAGCCUUGGGUUCUUGACCCAGUUUCCGCUGGCGCUUCUGGGUUCCGUUUGAAUACUUGUUUGGCACUCGUCGGGUUGAAGCCUACCGUAAUUCGAGGGAAUGGGUCUGAGAUCAUUGCUCUGUCCAAGGCUUCUCUCGGUGCCUCCAAGGGUGUAGAGAGCGCCCAUGGGUCGUCCAUGGAUGCACUAGAAGCAGCCAAAUCCUUAGCUAAGUCGAGCGGAUCCGUAGUUGCAGUGUCAGGAGCUGUUGAUAUUGUCACUGAUGGCAAUCGAGUUGUUGGUGUUCAUAACGGAGUUCCCAUGAUGCAGAAGAUCGCAGCAACUGGGUGUGCAGUCACGGCACUCAUAGCUGCCUUUGUUGCUCUCGACCCAUCACAUCCUCUGGAAGCAACAGCCUCUGCCCUCUCUGUAUUCGGCAUUGCAGGUGAGCUCGGAAUGGUUCUGGCGAAAGGUCCUGCUUCGCUGCGGGUGCACUUGAUCGAUUCCUUGACCGCACUUGAUGAAGCUGCUUUGCUAUCUCGAGUAAGGAUCGCCGAUAUGUAAGGCUGCAAGCGCAAGCUCGUAAUAUCUCGGUAAUGUGUCUGUGACUAAUGGCGUACAGAGUUUGCAUAGAUUAGUCUUGGCAUGAAUCAGCAUCAUCUAUGAGAUGUAUGAAUAAAGGAGCUGUCAGUUCAUUUCCAACCGCAUUUUCAUUUCACUGCAUCGCAUACUUCUUUUUAAAAGUAGAAAAGUUCAUUCCUUUGUAGCUCACACCAUAGAUAAUCACAACCAUUUUACAAUGUAGAUCAAACAAACUGAAACAUCAUCAAUCCAUUCAAGACAAAGUUAGGAAGAAAAACAAAGCAAGAUCCUUUUUUGUUGUUUGUUUUGUUGGUUUAGUACUUCAGAUGAACGGUGACCCUGAGCAAUGUCUCAGCACCAUCUGUGACAUGCUGUCCAGAAGGGAUGAGCCCUCUCACAUUGGCACUCCCGAUGGCAUGCUUGAACUUUCCGGUUCCUCCUGUGACCGACAAGUACGACAUGGGGCUGCCGAUCUUGUACACUCCAUAGAAGUUGAUGCUAUCACCAAACUCCCCACCUUCGAACAUGGCGGUGAAUGACAUCAUCUGGGUGCUGCCAUCUGCAGAACUCGCCACAUAAACACCUUGAGCUUUGCCAAGCUGCUGUGACCCGAAGUCAGGGGUGGAAGUCAGGAUAUCAUCAAUGACGGUGAUGGUCCCGAACCCGAGCCCCAACCCAUCCGGUCCCAGCUGGGUCUGAAUCUGAUUAACAUUGUUCUGGUUCUGACCAUUUGCUUGGCCUCCAGCAUAACGGGUUCCAGCCAAGCCCGUCCCCAGAGGGAUGCCGUUGAUAUUGACAGUAGGGAGGGCGCCAUUGGCGUUUGGGAUAGCUACUCCGCCUUUGGGAGGAACGAACCCAACUGGCCUGGCGAAAGGCACCUGACCACUGUAGAUGUUCCCUAGCAAACCGGUGAUCGGCCUGGCUGUGGGGCUGCUUCCGCCGAGAAUGUCGUGCAUGUAGAACUCCAGAAUGGGGUCUUCAGCAGCAGGUUGUGCUGGUAUUGGCUCCGCGGCAGUCGCAGGAGCUGCCAUGUAUGUUGCAGCAAAUAUGAGGGAAAUGAAAACAGAGGAUAGCAUUGAGGUGAUUGGGGACAUUGUUUUUGUGUAGAUUGAGGGUUUGGGAAAGCUUUUCUUGUUAAAAUUAAGGAGCUCUAGAUGGUUUAGUGAGAAUGGCAAAGCUGGAACGAUGGCUCUUUGUAAGCCAUCGAUUAUUGGAGUAGUUGAUUAUGAGAGUGAAGUUGGUGGAAUUAAUGCAAAAUUUGUUGGAAAAGGAAGGGUUUUCAAGCCUUAGUGAGUUGUGAUUUUCCAUUAUAAGGACAUUUGAGAUAACUAGUUGUAGUAAUGCGAGUGAAGUUGUUUGGAUUUGGAAAUGGUUUAGUUGCG